AAACAGAUCGGCCCACCGUUCGCUUGCGCUGUUGUAUUCAAUGGCGUGAACCAAUUUAUUGACCUUGGAGCGUGGAACCCUGGACCAAUAUAUUCUAUGGAGGUUUGGGUUCGAAUACUGGACGUACCAGAUGGGAGACAUGCGGUUGCUGGUGGUUUUGACAACUGUAGAGACUGGGGCAUUGGUAUGGAGGGAAGUUACUUCAAAGCAUUUUACAAACCACCAGACGGAUGUACGGCCUCCAUAAAAGAUAGCGAUCCUGUGGUAAAAGGCCAGUGGUAUUACCUUGUAAAAACUACCGACGGACAAACCGUGUCUUUUCAUGUUAAUGCCAAACUUGUCGGAACUGCUGCUGUGUUACCGAUGCUGCCGGGAACAUCAAAUGGCUUUUACAUCGGUGGCGAAAAAUGUUGCGGUAAUUAUUUCCCUGGUGAAGUAAAGAGCAUGAGGGUAUGGAAGCGGGUUUUGGAUACGAAUGAAAUCCAAGAAUCCUAUUUGAAGGAACAUCUAGCUGUUGAUAAAUCAACGGAGAAUGCGCUGAACAAGGGUUUGGUUGGCCACUGGGACUUCGGGGAAUCGAAACAUCCUCCGUGUACUGGUAACGACCAUAUGGGAGCGGAUUGGACGGUAAAUGAUGGAGAGGAAAUAUGGGGAGUGCAUUGCAACCUUUCACACUUUGUUAUUGCCGAUCACGCAACAGUGAGCGUAAAGGCAUGGAAUGGAGACACAGGAACCGGAAAACUGGAAAUUUUUGCUAAGGAUAUUGACAUAUACGGCACAUUGACAGCAACGGGAAAGGGUUACAGGGGCGGAGUUGGACCAACUGCAACACACCAGGCGGGAGCAAUAGGCGAAAGUUUUAAAGGCGGUUACCCGACCUCAAACACAAUUGUAACAACCACCGGUGGUGGUGGAGGAGGGGGAGGAGAGGCCGAUGGAUCUAACGCUCAUGGAAAGCCUGGUGGUGGUGGAGGUUAUGGCACAAAUGGUGGAACUUGCAAAUUGAGACCUGGUAAAGAUGUGUCACACUGUGGUGAUGGUGGUCAGAGUUACGGAGAUGACUUGCUUAAGACAUUGUACCUGGGUUCAGGUGGUGGCAGCGGGGGAAAUGAUAAUAGUUUAAGUGAUAAUCCUUCGGGGGGAAAUGGUGGAAAUGGUGGAGGGGCUAUUCGUUUGGAUGCAUUGCGUCAUAUUGAAGUCACAGGUCUUGUGGAAGUUAAUGGAGAAAUUGGACAAGGAGAUGUCAGUACGAGUUGCGAUGUAUGUCCUCCAGCAUGUUCGGACCAGGGAGGUUGCGUUGGUGGAUCAAAUACAGAAUGUUACGAUUUCUCUGGCGCCGGCGGUGGUGGAAGUGGGGGCAGUUUAUAUUUAAGAGGAGAAGUUGUAAAUGUUGGUGUGAAGCAAAUCUCAGCAGAUGGAGGUAGAGGUGGACACGGUGCUAACGUUGCAUGUGGGGGUGAUGGAGGGAGAGGAAGGAUUAGAAUUGAUUACGUUGACUUCUAUGGAGACGCACCAGAUUAUGCUGUGUUGACACCAUUUGAUGCAACUUUUCCGGAUAAAAGUUACUUGGGGCAACAACAGAUUGAUCUUGCAAAUACUGUAUACGGGAACGAAGUAUUUCUGGGAUGUUUUGUUGAUAAUAAUCCAGAUCGGCUUCUACAAAACAUGAUUACACUUACAACCGAUGAGAUAAAUCAACUAACCCCUGACUUCUGCAUCAAUAAGUGUAGGCAAUUAAAUUACAAAUAUUCUGGUACUGAGUAUUCUAAGGAGUGCUUCUGUGACAACCAGCUUGGAAAACAAGUGAAAACAGCAGAAAAUGAAUGUAAUUCCCCAUGUUCCGGUGAUGCACAGCAAUGGUGUGGUUCUGGAAAUCGCAUAACAGUAUAUGGCCCACCACCACAGGGAGGUGCGGCUGUUGAACAUAAUGGGGCUGUACAAGAAUGCAAACCAUGGUGUGGGAAUAGUGUUGACCAGAACAAUCAAGUUACAACUUGGGGUGAGUGCAUUAAUAAUGGGUAUGUAUCAGAAUACACCACUCAAUGCAACUGUAAUAUUGGUUACACUGGAGAUGACUGUAGUCAAACCUGCUUUGACUGGACUUGGGGCCAAGACUGUUUAAAUCAGUGUGCAUGCACUCAAGAGCAUACAGAUCUGUGCGACCCACAGACUGGAUCCUGCAAAUGCAAGAGUGGUUUCAAAGGAGAUAGAUGUCAGUAUGGAUGUUCUGAUGGGAUGUGGGGAGUUGAUUGUACUCAAACUUGUGCAUGUGAUGUGCCACAUGCAUCACAAGACAGCAGUCUUCCCACCUGUGAUCCAUCUUCUGGGGAUUGCAGUUGUGUAAUCGGUUAUUUUGGCUCAAAAUGUGAUACUGUAUGUCCGGAUGGAAGUUGGGGAUUGAAUUGCGCAUCUUCUUGCUUAUGUCAACAUGGAGCUUGCUCUCCAACUGAUAAACUGUUGUGUUGGAACAUCAUCAGAAAACUGAAAUCACAAGGUAAAAUAACAGCUGAUUCUUUCGUGGUGUAUAUAGGGUACAGUGGAAUAAACUGUGAUCAACCAUGUGAUCAGCUACACUGGGGUAGUAGCUGCGUAAAUCAAUGUACAUGCAACUCACAUCCAUGCGAUUCACAAACCGGGACCUGCAACUGCUCCCCACCAAAUUCAGGAACACAUUGUGAAAAUGGUUGUCCACCAAACUACUGGGGUCCAACCUGCAGCAGUGUGUGCAACUGUGGCCCACACUCACUUGGAUGUGAUCUGAAUGAUGGAACUUGUUUGUGUGAUGUUGGUUACACAGGAACGACAUGCGAACUAUCUUGCCCUGUUGGAUCAUUUGGUGAAGAUUGUGCGUAUACGUGUCAAUGUGAUGUCAAUAACAUUGUAAAAUGCGAUGCAGUCAAUGGGCAAUGUCAGUGCAAACCCGGUUAUUCAGGAUUACAGUGUCACACAGUAUGCCCACCUGGAACCUUUGGCGAUGGAUGUUCAUCUGUAUGCUCCUGUCAGAGUGAAACAUGCGACCCUAUCACAGGAGAAUGUCAAAGUUGCCCUCCAGGUUUUAUUGGUCUACAGUGUUCACAGACUUGUCCGGACAACUAUUACGGAGAUGGUUGUACUCAAUUAUGUGGGUGUACCAUUCAUGUUGAUUCUUGUGAUCCAGUGAUAGGGAUUUGCAACUGCAAGCCAGGUUAUGUUGGAACUGGUUGUGAAACAGCGUGCGACUCCCAGCAUUGGGGAGCAGACUGUGCUAAUCCUUGCCUGUGCGUGGAAACCAAUACUAUGCAGUGCAAUCCAGAAACAGGCGCAUGUCUUUGCAAAAAUGGAUUUUCUGGCUCGUUGUGUGAAAUUGACUGUUCCAAUGGUCAAUGUGCAGGAACAGGAUGUAACUGCGUCAAUCAAGGGAUAUGUUUAUCAGAUGGAUCAUGUGACUGCCCUGUUGGAUAUAAUGGAUUGAAGUGUGAAAGUAUUUGCCCAAUGUGA
Molecule: messenger RNA, 3477 nt
Organism: Ciona intestinalis (vase tunicate)
Lineage: Eukaryota; Metazoa; Chordata; Ascidiacea; Phlebobranchia; Cionidae
Source: RefSeq, a predicted model, not a curated record